AUGGCUUCACAGAAGGACCUUCAAGAAUUACUGAGGGUCAUCACCUCCCGAAAGGGUGUCUCGAUGAUGGCUGCAAUGGGUCAGGUCAAAGCACUCCAGGCUGUGGAGCUUCGGAGUACCCAGCAGAUAAGCGACGCCUCGCUCGAUUUGAUAGAGCGCGGCCUGGGGGACGCAAAGACAGCCAAGGCCCUACAAACAGCAUGCAAGACUCACUUGAAACGAGCAAGUACCAAAAGAUCCGGGAAUCAUCUUGCUUCUACAAGUGAGAAGCGUCCCAAGAAUUAUCACCAUAGCGACGAAUUCGAAGGCCCGGCCCAACGUGCAGAGGAGGAUAUAGAGGCUUCCCUUAGUCUUCCCAUCGUUGUGAACGAAGAAGAAAUUGCCGGGGUUUCUAUAUACACCAAUCGAGCACCAUUAAUGUUGGCCUUCGUGCUGGAACUUCUCAGAUACACAAUGCCAGUGCAGCCUCUCUCGAGUCGUCUCAGCCUAGCCCAGGCUGUUGUCAGCGCCAAUUCGAAGUCAAAGGCUAUCAGCAUCGGACUGGCCAAGGCCACCAACGAAGAGAAUUCAUGGGGCGAAGGGCAGCCAAAGGUCAAUAUUAUGGGAAGGGCUAUAGCUGUCCUCAAGAGAGGUGACUACAGCUUACAAGGUAGUGAGUUGGCAGCUCCGGAAGCAGAAAACGCACCAGAUGAUAUUCUACAGGCGCUGAAGCCGCCAACAUCGUCAAGGCAAUUCCACGGGGGCGUUGCAUCCACAGCAUCCCCGUGGUCUGUGAGCCGCCAGGUCACUUUCAAGUCGUCCACUUUCGUUGCGCGGGUCGCAAAUAUAAGUAACAGCACCGAGGCGUCAGGUCUCGUUCGCUCGCUCUUGCUGUCUGAGCCACAAUUACAGACAGCCACGCAUAACGUCUGGGCCUACCGAGUUAGAAGGCAGGGGCAAGGCGAGCAGGGCGGGCAAGACAAGGGACUGGGAGAGGUAUGGGAGGCGAGUGAGGAUGAUGGUGAAACUGGCUGCGGCGAAUUCAUCCAACGAUUGAUCAGAGAGGCCGGCAUUACCGAUGUCGUCGUAGUGCUGAACAGAUGGUUCGGGGGGGAGAUGCUAGGUCCAGAUCGCUGGAGACUGGUGCGCAACGUCGUCACAGAGGCGCUUUCCCAGAGGCUACGACUGCCACUGAACCACAAGGGAUGUGACGAUGUAGCUCUCUGGGCACUUGAUCUGCAGAAUGCGAACGGUGGUUCCGGGCUCCGCAGUGCCAAUGAACCAAGCCUUAAUGUUGUCGGAGUUUCUAUAUAUCGUCCGGAAUCAGCCCGGGCGUACCUGCUCAGAAGUUUCGGAGGUAUUCCUGCAGUCGAUCAUUCCGGCGGGAGCGCUUCGAAAGCCAAGCAAAAGAGGGUCAGCAAGUCCGAGGAUGAAGCCGAGAGAAUGCGAAAUCUAGGAUGCCUCCUCGGCGCUCUCAGACUGUUAUUCGGUAGCUGGAGCAACCUGGGGCCUCACGAGAUGAACCGCAAGGCAUUUACCUGGUAUGCCUCCGUAAGACCAGAUGUGCAGCCAGGAGUCGCAGGAUGGGGCGCCAAAGGUGGUCUGAAGCUAGAUUCAAUUCUCCAGCUACGUCGAGACCAUACCGAUAGUACGAAAAAAUAA
Messenger RNA from Colletotrichum orchidophilum, 1641 nucleotides. RefSeq lists its product as uncharacterized. Lineage: Eukaryota; Fungi; Ascomycota; Sordariomycetes; Glomerellales; Glomerellaceae. Gene Ontology annotation, cellular component: cytoplasm. The record is from RefSeq and is a predicted model, not a curated record. Bases 1 to 1641 code for a protein of 546 amino acids. The transcript is spliced from 2 exons. Gene Ontology annotation, biological process: regulation of translational initiation.